Messenger RNA from Glossina fuscipes, 913 nucleotides. RefSeq lists its product as uncharacterized. The record is from RefSeq and is a predicted model, not a curated record. The transcript has a single exon. Lineage: Eukaryota; Metazoa; Arthropoda; Insecta; Diptera; Glossinidae. The coding region runs from base 1 to 744 and encodes 247 amino acids.
AUGUCUUCAUCUAAAUCUUCAGUUGCUUUAAAAGCUACUGCAGAAAUAACUACUAUCCUCGAUUUAAAUGAUGAUUGCUUGCUAAAUAUAUUCAAAUACCUAUCUAUACAGGACGCCUUCAAUAUUUUAGGUUGUUUUGACUCGAGGAUCGAUGACGUCGCCCUUACCCGUAUAGCUGAUCUCAAGAAUUUAUGCUUUUCGCUACGCGAAGCACCCAAAUUUAAGCGAUGGCAAUUACAAAUAAUCGGACAGAAUUUAGAAAGCAUUUGCAUUAGUGCCGGCUAUAUGUUAUCAUCGCAAAUGUCUCUGAAUUACCUACAAAUACUUCUGAGUUCGUCUAAUUCAAAACCACGCCUGCAUGAGCUUACCAUAAAUUAUGUAAAAUUUAACGAUGACUAUUUGGACUGCGUUCUCAACGUUGUUUCUAAUAUAAAGUACCUGGAUUUGAGUUUCUGUCAGCUAAACGAUGAGCUUUUAUUGCCAAUUUUGGAACGAGCUGAAAAAUUGCAAAUAUUGAAAUUAAUAGCAAAUUAUAAUUUAGAAUGCAAGUCGUUGCACCACAUACAGUCCCCACACUUAAAUUUUGUCGAAUUGGAAAUGAAUCUGCGAUGUGGUAUUGAAGUUAAGAAAUUCAUAGCCGAACAUGUUAACGUGAAUGUUGCCGUGCAUUCGCCCAGUCGUUUAAGUUACAUAACAUAUGGACCGAACAGAAAUGAAAACGAAGGAAACGACGAAACUAUUUAAAAAAUUAUUUGCUCUUAAAUGGCAACUGAUCUCACUAAAUUAUGAACUUGCACUUUGUGCAUUUGCUUUAAAUAUUUUUUCAUAUCUUUCUCUGUUUCUUUUAUCACAAGUCCUUUUGUCUCGCCAAAUUGUCCCAAAAUGUAAGGUGUAUGAGCCUUUUACAAAAGGU